CAUGAAGAUCGCUGUGCUCCUCGCCCUCCUCUCAGUCAGUGAAUGCAGCAUCGUCAUUGGUCAAGUGGGUCAGAGUGUGACUCUGCCCUGUAGAUAUGACAUAAAGAGAAAUGGAGCAUGCUCAAUGUGUUGGAGUCGAGGAGAGAUUCCAAAUUCAGGCUGCAGCAACCCACUAAUAUCAACAGAUGGAAAUAAAGUGACACAAGGAGAUUCUAGAAAGUAUCAACUAUUAGGACGUCUGGACCGAGGAGACGUUUCUCUGACCAUCCUGAACCUCACGGAGUCAGACGCUGGACGCUACGGCUGCAGAGUGGAAAUGCCAGGCUGGUUUAAUGACCAAAAACAUCACUUUGAGCUGCAAGUGAUCAAAGGUGUGCAGACGACAACAGAGACUUCUGCAGAGACAACCACAGAAGGUCAGCUGACCUCCACCGUGAGCAGGUUAACCUCCCCCUCCCCCUCUCCAUCAUCCCCCUCCAGCAGCAUGAAGGCAGAGGUGAGCAGCGGUGAGAUUCUGGUUCUGGUCUUGGCUGUUUUUGGGUUAGAGAUUCUGACCAUCCCAUCUUUAAUCCUGGUUUUCAGUGAGUCAGACCUGAGCUGUCUUUCUUCUGUCCUCUAA
Messenger RNA from Cheilinus undulatus (humphead wrasse), 619 nucleotides. RefSeq names its product hepatitis A virus cellular receptor 1 homolog. Bases 2 to 619 code for a protein of 205 amino acids. The record is from RefSeq and is a predicted model, not a curated record. Lineage: Eukaryota; Metazoa; Chordata; Actinopteri; Labriformes; Labridae. The transcript has 5 exons.